This is a messenger RNA of Quercus lobata, 1291 nucleotides long. RefSeq names its product DNA-damage-repair/toleration protein DRT102 (gene DRT102). Gene Ontology annotation, biological process: carbohydrate metabolic process. Gene Ontology annotation, molecular function: isomerase activity. The record is from RefSeq and is a predicted model, not a curated record. The coding region runs from base 131 to 1069 and encodes 312 amino acids. The transcript has 2 exons. Lineage: Eukaryota; Viridiplantae; Streptophyta; Magnoliopsida; Fagales; Fagaceae.
UUCCCAUUCCCUUACCAACUUCAAGUCCAGAUUCACUUCUCUCUCCCUCAAACACUCUUGACUCUCAGUAUAUCACUCUUCCAAAAAGUCUCUCUCUACUCUCUGUCUGUACUUCUCUCACCUCAACACCAUGGCCGAGUCUACCACCACCACCAGCACUCGUCCUCUCAAAAUCAUAGCCGGAGCCGACUCCUUCGGCUGCACCCUCAAAGACACCUUGGUCUCCCACCUCCGUUCCCUCAACAUCGAAGUAGAAGACCUCGGCACCUCCUCCUACUACACCAUCGCCGCCGAAGUUGGCCGCCAAGUCUCCUCUUCCACCACCCCCGCCGCCACAGAAACCCGUGGCCUCGUCGCUUGUGGCACAGGCGUUGGUGUUGCUAUCUUCGCCAACAAAUUCCCAGGCGUUUAUGCAGCCACUUGUCUCACUCCUGAAGAUGCUCUCAACGCUCGCUCCAUCAACAACUCCAAUGUCCUCGCAGUCUCAGGCAUGUCCACUUCACCCUCCACCGCCAUUGAUAUCCUCAACACUUGGCUCAACACUCCUUUCAAGUCCCCUUGUCCGGCUUCUAACUCUCAACCUUGGCCUCAAGAUAUAGAGUCUUUUCUUGACAGCUCUAUCAAAGAAAUGCCCACCAUUGGAUCUGGUUCUUCUCAGUCUGAUGAAUCUGCAAAAUGUGCUAUUUGUUGUUUGGUGAAGAAUAGGGAAUUGAAUCCGAUCGAUAUAAUCCCAGGUGGGUCUAUGAAGAUUUUGAGAGAGACUCCCACAUCGGCUAUUGUGAGGUUUAAAGCUGGGAGUGUGGAGCCGGCUCAUCAUCAUACUUUUGGGCAUGAUUUGGUGGUGAUGGAGGGGAAGAAGAGUGUGUGGAACUUGAGCAAAAAGGAGAGGUAUGAUUUGGGUGUUGGGGAUUUUUUGUUUACUCCAGCUGGGGAUGUGCAUAGAGUGAAGUAUUAUGAGGAUACUGAGUUUUUCAUCAGGUGGGAUGGGAAAUGGGAUAUGUUCUUUGAUGAGGACCUUGAGACUGCUAAGGCUGCUGUUGAGAAAGAAUUGGGAAAUGGGGCUGUGUGAAUAUGAAUCAGUAUGUGUGUAGAAGAUAUUUAUGGGGUUGAAAUAUUGUGCUGCUACUUAGUGCUAUUAAGAAGGAAUUGGGAAAUGGGUCUGCGAGAAAAUGAAUCGAUAUGGUUGCUAUGUAUGUGUUUCUAAGAUGUAUAUAGGGUUGAGUUUGUGCUACUGAGGAGGAAUCCAGUUCUGGGUCUCUAUAAUAAAGAAGACACAGUGAUUAAGGUCAAC